This is a messenger RNA of Hibiscus syriacus, 718 nucleotides long. RefSeq names its product ribonuclease H2 subunit C-like. The record is from RefSeq and is a predicted model, not a curated record. Gene Ontology annotation, cellular component: ribonuclease H2 complex. The transcript is spliced from 4 exons. Bases 14 to 508 code for a protein of 164 amino acids. Lineage: Eukaryota; Viridiplantae; Streptophyta; Magnoliopsida; Malvales; Malvaceae. Gene Ontology annotation, biological process: RNA catabolic process.
UGAGAAGGGGAAAAUGGCGGAAGAUAGGGGAACAACAGGAACCAUAAACCUAAGCCAGAAUGUGAAAGAGGAAACAAUAAAUAUAAGUGGUCAGAUCCAUCAUCUUCCAUGCUACAUCAAAUUCAAUGGCCCUUGCUCUGUUUCUCAAUACUUCAAACCCAAACUCAAAGGGAAGGAUAUUGAUGGGUUAACAGUAAAGGAAGCGCAUUUUAGAGGAAGGAAGCUUCAAGGAACUACUAUUUCUCUUCCAAAUGGAUAUUCUGGCUUUGUUCUUACGAAGAAAACCUCGGGCAAGAGGAAAGCUUGUGAUGUAUCUGAAGAGAACUCAAACAAUUGGGAAAUGAAAGCCAUGUUUGAUGAAUUAACAUAUUGGAAUCACGAUAGCCUUCCAUCAAAAGAUGAUCCCUUCCUGCGUUCUUUUCAUUGGUUUGCUGUUGCAGAAGCUCUGCACAAACCGGUAAAAGCUGAAGACUUGGCUACUGUUGAUGCUGCCCCGGGGAGAAACUAGUGGACCAAUAAUUGAAAGCGUGGAGCAUCUUCUGAUAUCCGGCCACUGCAUUUCUUUCUUGUACAGUUCGUAGUGGGGAAAGAAUUGAUAGGCUGAGUGAAAACAUGGCGAAAAUCCGAUAACCUUCAUCUAUGAUUUACUGAACUUCUGAUUCGUAGAGUAAGUUAGACUUAUCAACAUCAAAAAUCUCUUUGGAGGAGCACAAACUAG